CCAAAAUGAUUUUCUUUUCUCUUUUCGUAUUGCAUUUUUGUCGCGAUCACGCUUUGCGCGUUUCCAUUACAAAAACGCGUAAAAUAUUUUUCUAUGCCAGGGCGCAUUUUUCUUCCUUUAUUUUCCUAAUCAACUGAAUUUCUGUCUUUCUUUUGUUAAUACUUUUUUACUUUAUUCCACCAAAAGUAAAUUGCAGCUGUGCUCUGCACACCGUUCUUUUCAUUCUUCACUUUAUUGCUGAAUAUACCUGCCACACUCGCUACUGUUGAAAUCGCUCAUGUCGGGGAAAAAGCCAGUGGUUGAGGCCCGGCCUCAGUCACAAUUCUUCACGGCGCCCAGCGUUCAGCAGCCCCGGAAUGCGUUACUCAUUUUGGCCAAAGGAGCAACCACAGGACCCAGUACAGAUAGAGCCGACUGCGUGAGCAUCCGUGAUGUGCUGCGCAGCAAAUUGGCCGAGCGCACGCGCGCACGCGAGGAGGCCAAGGCGCGUGGCGAUGACGAGUGGGAUGACUCGCAGUUUGUGCAGCUUGAUCGCGAGAGCAGCGACCACGUCAAAUCACUUAUCGAGCAGAGCGACGCGAUCAAGCGCGUGCGCAAAGAACGCAUCUUCGAGGAUGAGGUCACUGAGGAGGAGAUGUCAAUCAUCAACCAGCGCGUUGCAUUGCAGCAAAGGCAGUUUGCCGAGUUUGAGAGACGCGAAUUUGCGCACAACGCGAAGCGCAUACGCAAGAUGUAUGGCUACCUAGAUGACGAGGAGAUUCGCGAAGCACUGAAAGAGGGCAAAAACGACGUGGACGAGACGAUCUACCAGUUUUCGACGCCCGGUUAUCUGCUGAAGCUGCGAAAAAGUAUUGCCUUGAGGCACACGCCGCUGACUGACACGCCGCAAAUGACUGACGUGCAGCGCGUCAAGUACGAGGAGAUGCUUAAGAAGCGUAUCCGCGUUCAGAAAAAGACGACCACCAGUGACGCGCGCGACAAGUACCGCACUGUUGGGCGCCUGCCCUUGGACGAUGCCCUGGCACAACUCCAGCGCGCAGCGGCAACCAGGAAUGGCUCGGGAAUCGACCUGAGUAAGGCCAUGAAGGGCUGGUCCGAGGCGCGCAUCAAGGCGUUCAAGGCCAUUAAGACUAAGCCCAACACGUACUACUACCGCUUCAAUGCGCCCGGUGAGGAGCAGCGCACCGGCCAGUGGACAGCCGAGGAGCAAAAGUUGUUUCACGCGCGCCUGAAGGAGAUCGGAGCCAACGGCCAGUGGGGUAUUUUCAGCACAACUAUUCCCGGGCGAGUCGGCUACCAGUGCUCCAACUACUACCGCUACCUAGUGGAAAACAGGCUGAUCCACGACCCCAACUACGUCCUUGACGAGAAGGGCAAGGCACACUUUCUUUUUACAACAAAGAAGAAGAAUCCCGACGGCACUGCCAUGCGUGUGUUCCGCAAGCACAACAAGCCCCAUGUGCGCAUGUCACGGGAAAAGUACGGGUACAGCGACAGCGAGGAGGACGACGAAGAGGCCGACCAGUCUGCCGCCUCAAGCGCGAAAGGCGGCCGGGGCUCUGCUAACAAGUCCCCCGCAGCAGCUGACAUUGCUGCCACCACCGAUUCUGCCGACGCCAAUGCGGACUCAGCAGACAUUUCUGCCAAGCCUACGCUUGAGGCAACGCCCGCUGGCGCUAGCACAGCGUCCGCCGCAUCGACUCGCAAGUCAACCAAGGCCGCAACGAGCGUGCGCAAACGCAAACGCCGCGGGCGCUUUGGCGACAACUCGUCAGACGAAGAUGUCAUCCGGGCCAACGAGGUCGAGUUGAGCGAUGAUGGCGAAAACGGAAAUGAUACCAGCGACGGCGAGUACCAGGGUUCAUCGGUCUCCAAGCGCCGCUACGGAGUGAGGGCGCGCAAUGCCAGCGGCAAUGCCAACACCGACAGUGGCAACAGCAGCGCGAUCGAAGCGCCUGCUCGGGGCCGCAGCCGAGGCAGGAUUGCUGGUGAAAAUCUUAGCGACCCUGCUGGGGCGGCCGAUGCAAGUGUUCAUGCCGCCAGCCACGAUGCGAGGGCGGGUGCAGAGAGCGGCAGCGACGGAUUUGGGCUGGAUAGUGACGAGUCUGAAGAUGAAGUCGACCCGAGCAACCCGCUGCCUGAUUUGAUCGACCCCAUUACACUUGAGUCUGUGAUGAAGCCAGCUAUAUCGCCGUACGGGCACGUAAUGGGAUACGACAGCUGGGUGCGCUGCCUGAUGUUCCCGCCCGAGGGCAGCCAGCGCAACAUCUGCCCACUGACGAAGAAGCCUCUUUCCAAGCGGGACCUUGUCGUUCUCACCUACGACAAUAUUGAACAAUAUCGCGGCAAGAUCGUCAAUCUCUAAGCGGAAUCCGCUUGAUUCCUACUGAAAACUGGAUUUCGGACCAUCGGAUUGCAUUUCCGCGUAGAGAAUAAUGAAGGACGUUUGUUUGUUUGUUUUCGUUGUUUUUUGUGUUGCUUAAAUUUUUCUCAGCUUUCAGGCCAUA
This is a messenger RNA of Kickxella alabastrina, 2507 nucleotides long. RefSeq lists its product as uncharacterized. Bases 278 to 2365 code for a protein of 695 amino acids. NCBI's taxonomy places the organism in Eukaryota, Fungi, Kickxellomycota, Kickxellomycetes, Kickxellales, Kickxellaceae. The transcript has a single exon. The record is from RefSeq and is a predicted model, not a curated record.